Molecule: messenger RNA, 7712 nt
Organism: Athene cunicularia (burrowing owl)
Lineage: Eukaryota; Metazoa; Chordata; Aves; Strigiformes; Strigidae
Gene: EPB41L5
Product: erythrocyte membrane protein band 4.1 like 5
Exons: 26
Coding region: 324-2636 (770 amino acids)
Cellular component (GO): cytoskeleton
Molecular function (GO): cytoskeletal protein binding
Source: RefSeq, a predicted model, not a curated record
GCGCUCGCCUGCCUGCGCGAAGCCUUUGCUUGGGAGGCUCCGCACCUGAGCCCGGCCUGGAAGCGAAGUCCUGGGCGGGAAGGGCCGUUCGUAACUUUUUUUCGAUGAAAGAGGGAUGGGUACGCCAGCCAAGGAAAUUGCGAGUGCAGUUCUGAGUUGUUUCUAGCUUGGAGAGAGCAUCACCAUCUUGCCGAAGAGCGCGGUAGCGUUUGUGUUAAUGAAGCGUUGCAGUUAAUUGUGUGAGAUCUGCGUGAUCGCUGGAUUUUUCCCGAACGUACUUUCAGAUUGUCACAACAAUCACCCCAACUACCAUCAGAGCAAAGAUGCUGAGCUUUUUCCGUCGAACCCUCGGACGGCGGUCUAUGCGUAAGCAUGCGGAGAAAGAACGGCUGAGAGAGGCCCAAAGAGCUGCAACUCACAUCCCUGCAGCUGGGGAUGCAAAGUCCAUCAUUACCUGCCGAGUAGCGCUGCUGGAUGGAACAGAUGUCAGCGUGGACUUACCGGUACGAAAAAAAGCCAAGGGCCAGCUCCUGUUUGAACAGAUCAUGUAUCAUCUGGACCUUAUAGAAAGCGACUACUUUGGAUUAAGGUUCAUGGAUUCAGCACAAGUGGCGCAUUGGUUGGACAACACAAAAAGCAUUAAAAAGCAAGUUAAAAUUGGCCCACCGUAUUGUCUGCAUUUUCGUGUAAAGUUUUACUCAUCAGAGCCCAACAAUCUACGUGAAGAGCUAACAAGGUAUUUAUUUGUUCUGCAGCUGAAACUGGAUAUUCUUAGUGGAAAAUUGGAAUGUCCUUUCGACACUGCCGUCCAGUUGGCAGCUUAUAACAUGCAAGCUGAACUUGGAGACUAUGAUCCCGCUGAACAUGUCCCUGAACUGGUGUCUGAGUUCAGGUUUGUUCCCACUCAGACUGAAGAGAUGGAACUAGCCAUUUUUGAGAAGUGGAAAGAAUGCAGGGGGCAAACACCAGCACAGGCUGAAACUAACUACUUAAACAAAGCUAAGUGGCUGGAAAUGUAUGGUGUAGACAUGCACAUAGUCAAGGCAAGAGACGGCAAUGAUUACAGCCUAGGUCUAACGCCUACAGGAGUUCUUGUCUUUGAGGGAGACACGAAGAUUGGUUUGUUUUUCUGGCCAAAGAUAACACGGCUUGACUUCAAGAAGAACAAACUCACUCUAGUUGUUGUUGAAGAUGAUGAACAGGGAAAGGAGCAGGAGCACACUUUUGUCUUUAGACUGGAUCAUCCCAAAGCCUGCAAACACUUGUGGAAAUGUGCAGUCGAACAUCACGCCUUCUUCCGGCUCCGAGGUCCUGUCCAAAAAAGCUCAAGUCGGUCAGGCUUCAUUCGGUUAGGAUCCCGGUUCCGAUACAGUGGGAAAACAGAAUAUCAAACAACUAAGACUAACAAAGCCAGGAGAUCAGCAUCCUUUGAAAGGAGGCCCAGCAAGAGAUAUUCAAGACGAACACUGCAAAUGAAAGCACAUGCUGCUAAACUUGAAGAAACAAGUACUGCAAACAAUGCUGUUAUCAACCAAACUAACGGAUCACAAAGCUGGAAUGCAAAGCCAAACCUACCUGUCCUAACAGCAGUUCCUCCUGCCCCAGUCUUAGUGGAAAUAGAGAACCUCCCAAGGAGCCCAGGAGCCAGCCAGCAAGACAGGAAGUGCAUACCUCUUGUUGAUUUGCUAGACAGCGCAGAGUUGCCAGAAACUUGUGUUGAUGAUGCCAUAGGCCGUCAAGUUGUUGGCUUGGCAACAGGAGAUUCAGAAGAGACUGUUAGUUGCCCUCAUCCUGGCACAAAGGAAACUGUUGCUGAAAAAGCAGGCUCUGACCCAUUUGAAGACACAUUCCUAAAGCUGAAACAGCUGGAAACAGAGUGCAGCAGCCCCAUGUCAACUGAGGGUCCCAACAUAAACAUAAAUGUACAGGAUGAAGUGGUAAAAUUGACAGAUAAAUGUCUUAACAAUGCAAUUGAGAGCCCAAUCGCAGCAGGAAUGUGGCUUCCAGCAGAUAUCAAAAGCAAUAUCCUGAAGGCCCAGGCAGAAGCAGGGCACAAGAUCAUAAGAGAAGACAGUCUGACAGGUGUCAAGAAUUCCAAUAUUCAGGAUGCUGCUGCCAGGAACAUUUUCCCAUCAGGCAAAACACAGAGUAGUCCCCCAGCAACCAGUCCAGUAUUUCAAGACCCAAGAGAGCUGCAGAAGGCAAUCCUUGCCUCAAACACCUUUGUUCCUAGUGUGUUAAAUGAGGACAACGCUGCCUCUAGCCAUGAGGACCUGCUGAUUCCAGCUAAUCGGGCUCCAGCUGAGGAGGCUGCUGUUUCAAAGGGCACUCCAGAUGACCAGGACGUUUCCUUAACAUCAUUGGCAGAGAAUCUAAUUGAUUUUACAGAAGCCACACCUCGGGUGUCUUCCCAGCCCACAAUAACACCAAGGUGGAUAGUGCCAACUGGACUGAUUUCUAAUGGGCCUUUGGGAGAGGAUGUCACCUUGGCUAUGAAGGCAGUGAAAGGCAGCACGGAGACUCUGUUGCCAUCAGCUGGAAUGCCACCAUCCCAGCAGAUACCUGAAGUCCUUGCAAGUCCAGUUACUGAGGAUGCUACAAUAAGAAUGAAGUGUUUACUCACCACCGAACUCUAGGAGGAGUUUCUGCACUUCCCACCUUGUAAAAACUCCAACCUUCUAAUAUAUCUCCAAGAGAUCCUUCCAAAAGACUUGCUUGGGAUCAAACUCUUGCUGAACAAGAGUCAAACAGCCAGCUGGCUUGCUAGGAUCCAGGAAGAGACUUCUAAAUUUAUUGCAACCUAACUGGAAUUACAGUCUGAACCACAAUAUAAAACCACGUGCACGUUUGAUCUUCUCCCUCAGAAGUGAAAUACCACACUGGAGCUAGUUCUGAACGUGAGGAACAGAGUCUAGUUGUGUUGUGCUCACGCUAGGUUAGUCUUGCUUACGCCGUGCUGCCCCUCUCGUGCUGAGGGAAUUCCCGGGGCCGGUGUGAGCGGUCCCUCCCCGCCGCAGAGCCACGUCGGGAGGAUGAGGAGGACGCGCAGGGCCACCUUGUGGCCGCGCUACGUGCGGCGGCUCACGGUAGUGAUGACUCUUUGAUACAGCCAAGGACAUUUUCUUCUGUGUGAUUAUUCCCUCUGUUUUUCGUUGGUUUUACCAACACAUUCCCUCCUUUUUGGCCUUAAACCCCUCAAUAAUCCUUGCACCUCUUGUUACAGUACCUGGAAAGAAUGAAAAUUUAGUCUGUCAGUGACCAACUAUAAUGACUGGAUUUGAGCUGCUCAUUGCAACCAGGCAAAGGAAAAUUAACCUGCCAAACAGCUUAUAGCAUUAGCAGACUACAGCAGAGGUCCCACAUUUUGACACUGAUUAUUUCACUUCCUGCAUGACUCAAAUACCUGCAUUUUAGUCUAGAGAGAUGUAUGUUUUAAAUGCUGAAGCAGUGAAGGUAUGAGUACAGCUUACUUCAGGAACUGCUUAUUGGUUAGUUUUGUUAUCAUAUAGGACUAGGAAGGAAAAUAAUUUUCUUGUUUCCAUUCAUGCUGUUUCAGGGUGUUGUUUCCAGAUGCUGUGCUUUGGAAGUACUUAACAGGUAUGUUAGCAGCAUGAGGGUACAACUAGAUCAGUUCUUAACACCACCUCGAUUUCUGUUCCAAGUGUCAUCUAAUAGUUGUAUGUGGAAUAACCAACAGAAGGAAUAAGAUGAAAACAGAAAAAAAGAUUAAAAGUUCCUAUAAACAGUUCACUUCUUUGUAGAAGGAAGCUAGGAGCGCUUCAAGAGCACAUUCCACAGAGUUGGUGGAAGGCCUUUUGGUGUUCAGGUGAAGUACAGGAUACAAUAUGUACAGUUUGAAGAGAUCAUUUGAGUCCUGGGUGGCAGGAUCCCCAUGUGGAUGUGUAGAGGUGAGCACAGGGACCCUGGGGAUGCAGCCUGUGAAAAAGGUCAGUGCAGGGUCAGAGGGAGGAGAGAUACAGAAGCCUGAUGAUGAGCCCCACAUCUCCUGACAGGGAAGCACAGGUGAAACAACUGGGAUCUUUCUUAGGAAGGUUUGUACAUAUGACUGGGGUUGGGGGGUAUCUUCUACUUAGUGCUGCUCUUUAUAGCUAUCUAUAUACGUGUGGUUCUUAGGAAUGAUUUUGAAUGUGAAAGUUGGCUGCACAACUUCUUUUCUGCACACCGGCUGCGUGCACAUCUCUCCGUGUAGACAAAGAUUUGGACCAAACCAUUGUGGGUUGUGCAGGUAAGCUGGUGCCCGGCUAGGCUGCUUCUUUCAGACUAGGGCGUCCUUACUGCUGCUCUUGUGCUCUUGUUUGCAAGAUGCUGAAUGAGCAUGUUAGGAAGAAGCCACAUGACAUUUAUGUGGUCCACUGCCACUCCUCUAAACCCCCGAGGCCUUAACAGAGAAACAUAGAAGCCAUGGAGAGCUCUUAGGACUAAUGUACCAGUGUCUCUCUGCAGACAGUGAUUUGCAGCCCUUGCCUCAAGAACCAGGAGUCAAAACUGGGGGCAGGUGUAUCGGGUAGUCCCUCCAGCCAGCGCCUAAAGCCCGGCCUGGGCAGGCUGCCCGCUCCCGGAGCUGCUCUUCUGCACCAGGUGGGGAGUUUCUGCCCACCAACUGUUCAGCUCUGUCGUUGUUACUUCCAGUUGAGUAUUGGUGUUUUUUAAUACUUCUAAGUCUGAACCUUAUUGCAUAUUAAAAUGUAGAAGGUUCCAGAUUCAAAUAUCAAAUGUCUUAGUCUGGAUUAGUAAUACAGUUGCCAGCAAAGUUCCUGCAGGAAAAGGGAAGCUAUGGCUGCAACAGUCUGCUUCCUGCACAAAGCCAGGACUGUGUGGGGAAACUUGGCACUAGCUAUUGAUCUGUUUGCUCAGCAGCUGAGCUGGCAUUCGCCAGCUACAUGUGUUGGAUUUGUAAAUAGACAGAAUGCAGUAGCGUUUUCUGUAAGGCAUGUUUGAUAUUUGACUCUUCCCAUUGGGUUCAGGAGCUCUGUGAACUGUUAGCUUGAAUCCCUCCCAAAAAUAGAAUAACAGAAGUUUACAGUUUUACAGCACUGCGUGUUGAAUACCAUCCUUAGAUUCCUCCUGAGCACUCACAUAGAGGAGAUAACAAGUAAAUAACAUGUGUGGUGAGUGUGUCCCUCGAAAAUCUAAAUGGUUCCAAACAGCCAACUGUUAUUUCGGCAUGGCUGGGAUAGUGGUGAUCCGAGAGGAAUGUUGUAUUUACACACAUGUGCACACACACAAAUUUCAGAGGGUAAAGAUUUUCCUCAAUUGUUGGAGGACUAAUGCUUGAACCUAUUUAAAAAUUCAGAAUUUUCAACUGUUAAAUUGGGGACCUGCAGUUUCUAGUAGACUCGGUGCUGCAAACCCCUCUUUUCAGUGAUACCAGAUACUUGGAGGAGAUAGUCACUCCAUUUAACUCAAUGUAGCUUAUUUAGCUAAUCCAAAUCACUGUUUAUAUAGGGAGCCUGGCAAGACUAUGGCACCACAGUUGUGUGAUCUGAACAGACACAUCUGAACAUCCUGUAGUUUGGCAUCACAAUUGUGCUUUAAAACUAUAUAGGUAUCACGUUGUGUCAUGACUGGCUAACAGGUAACAUGGCAUUACUCAUCACCUGCAUUUUAUCAAACACAAAUAGGUAUAAUAGUUCCUGGGGUUUGUGUUAUAAAGUGUUAAUUAAUGCCUGUGUGCUACUGAGAAAAAGGGAUUUUCUUACCAUUGCUAUACUAUUGAUUGAUUGACUGUAAGGUCCAGUCAGCCUCUAAAAGUUUAUUUUGGGGUAUUUAUUUAAAGAGAUUUACAAUAAAACUUCUGUGUGAAUCUGAUGUUGGGAUGUUGGCCAACCACUUCAGAGCUGUAAGAGUUGGCAGGAAUAAAUCAAUGCAUGUUCUGUUGCAGUUGUUUGGAAAAAUUCAGCUCCCUGAUUUAAAAAAAAAAAAGUUCAAAUUUUUUUCCUAACAAAGUUAUCCCCUGGUGACUUACUAAUGCAUGUCCCAGCCUGUCCUCCCUAACUGGCCGUGUACUCUGUUGCUGCAUGUGUAUGUGAUGCUGAUCAGAGGUGGAUGCUUUUUUUAAGUCUAUAAAUAAAAAAUGAUAACUUAAACUAAAACCAUAAGUGAUUGGAUCUAAAACUAAAAGUGAUUUUACUCCAGUCACAUUCUUAAGUGAUUAAAGUAAAAUAUUUUAUAGAAAUCUUAACAUUUAUAAUAACAAAAAAAACCCAGCCUGUAUUUCAAACUGACUAAUCUGAGGGAGAUGCUGGAUCUUAGAAUGGCAUUUUGGUCUCACCCAUUUAGCCCAAGAGAAAGAGAGCAGAGAGUCUGCGUGUGCAGAGUACAUGGCAGCGGUUCUACAAGCUUUUGAGAUGGGUGUUAAAAACUCCCCUUACACCUGAAUUAAAGGAAUCUCUUUAGUUCAGUGGUAAUGGGGUUUAAUAUUAGGUCAGUCAUAGGACAUAAAAUAACUACUUACCUGCUGAUCAGUCACAGUUAAUGGAUUAGUUUGAAUGUAUUCAACUUUAAACUUAAAUUCCACAUGUACUUUGUCAAAGACAGCUGCAUAAAAAACAUGUUUGGGAUGGUUUUUUGAACAGAACUGACAGCACCAUUAGAGGAACAGUCCAGUUACACUUGGGUCUCUUUCCACAAACUGUCUUCAGCCCUUGCCUGUUAUCCCUUUGUUUGCACCUGGCUCGUUCUUGUUUCCUGAAGCAAAGAUGUAGAGUUAAGAUGAGCAUGUCCUUCACAGACAGCACUGGAUAUAUUUUUCACAUCGUGAACAUAUUCUGGUAACUCAAAUCUCCUACAGAUUAAGUGUUAGCAGCUCUAUUUCACGGCCAGCCGGAAUUUAAAGCUCUAGCUGGGCACAUACAGUGUUUGUUAGUCUAGGGAGUUGUAGUGUGUGUAUAUAUAUCUCUCUGUUAGACAUGGUAACGUCACAGCUUUCAAAUGCAGCUGGACAAUCAUAACUUAUACCAAAAAAUAAAAAUAACCCAUGCUGAUGGCCUUUGGGUGAUGCAGGUGUAGUCCGUGUGCGCUUGGUCCAAGCGUUCGCAAGCACAGGGCCCUUCCGCCGUGCCUGCACGGAGGUGGAGUUGGUGUGGUUCUUGGAGCACUGCGCUGCCUUGGCAGUGCUCAGGGGCAGACCCGGGCGGUCGCAGGGCCUGUGGAAAGCCAGGAUCCACCUGCAGCCUCCCGGGGGGUUGGGUGCGCCAGUGGGGAGUGGGCGCUGCCCCUGUCCUGAUGGUGACAGCGGACCCUGCAGCAGGGAGCCGCAAGGUUGUCCUACAAAAUUCACCUCCCUUUUACUGUUUGGCUUGAGCACUCUCCUUCAUAAACACACACACAGAGCCCCCUACCUGUAACUGGACAAACUUAUUUUUAAAAUACGUAAGAAUAUUUUUUUAGUUAGAUUUUUUUUUUUUUUUUUUUUGUUAAAGCCACACUAACUACUGUAUUUUUACCUUUUAUAUGUAAAGCUCGGUAAUAGCUCUCAAUGUAUAAUUUAUUUGUUGGUUUUUUUAUAAAACAAAGUGCACCCUCUUCUGUUUCACAAGAGUAGCGAUGUAUGAACUGUUCUAGGCACUGCACUGAGAUCUGUAUUGAAACUGUACAUGGGAACAAGAAGCUGUGAUUUGUAGUCCACUCAACCCAGUCUUGAAAUGUUUAUUACUGUAGUUUUGUCGUAAAUAUACCACAUCAGAGCAGAA